AUGGUCCCCACGGCUGGGCCUCGGGGGGCUGGCGCCGGUGUCCCGGCCUGGGCAGAAGUUGGCCGGGCUGCGGGAGGGGGCGGGGCGGGGACUCAGGUCGUGGUCCGGGUUAGGGUCGCGGCGGGAACGGAGGCGGAGGCGGCAGAGGCUGCGGCGGAGCCCGAAGCAACGGCGGCUGUGGCGGCGACGAAGCGCGCCCCGGCUGCGGCCGGAUCGAAAGCAGGCGCGGGGCCGGGUGCGGAGGCGCGGAGGAGGGGCGGCGCGGGGGCGGGGGCGGGGGCGGCCGGGGACAGAGCGGUAGCCACCUCGCGCUGGUCCUCUCCCUCGCGGCUUGGGAGGCCGCGCCCGCUGUGCGGGCCCGGGGCCCGGCAGCAGGGCUCUCGGGGACAGCCGGGGCGGGAUGCAGCUCAGCUUCAGCUGCUGAGCUGGAGCAGGCGGCGAGUUCCUAUGGCAACGGUUGCGUCACUGGCCCUCGCCCCGCCCCCCCAUCCCCGCAUGGACCACGCGGCCCGCGCGGGGUGCGUGUCUUAG
Rattus rattus (black rat) is the source of this 531-nucleotide messenger RNA. RefSeq names its product alanine and glycine-rich protein-like. The transcript has a single exon. The record is from RefSeq and is a predicted model, not a curated record. Lineage: Eukaryota; Metazoa; Chordata; Mammalia; Rodentia; Muridae. Bases 1 to 531 code for a protein of 176 amino acids.